AUGUUUCAGAACUUUGAACUUUUAGGAUUCCCUUAUCCCAAAGACUUGAAAUUCCUGUUUGUCUUCUUCCUCCUCCUCAUGUAUAUACUGUCCCUUUCCGGAAAUGGCUUGAUCCUCUUAGUGGUGGCACUAGAACCUCAUUUGCACAAGCCAAUGUACUGGUUCCUCUGUCACUUGUCCAUGAUGGACAUGAUGGUCUCCUCAGUUGUGUUACCCAAAUUAGUCACUUGGCUGAUAGGAGGCAAUGGGGUCAUCUCCUUUGCAGGCUGCGUAACCCAGCUUUUCUUCUUCCACUUCCUGGGCUGUACGGAAUGCUUCCUGUAUACUGUGAUGGCCUUUGACCGCUUCAUGGCCAUCUGUAAACCACUGCACUAUGGCACUAUCAUGAACUACCAAGUUUGCUUCUGCCUUGCAGCUGGCACGUGGUUUGGAGGAUCCGUACAUGGUGCAAUACAUUCCUCCCUUACCUUCCACUUGCCAUAUGGCUGGAGAAACCAGGUGAACUACGUCUUAUGUGACAUCCCUGCUAUGCUGAAGUUGGCCUGCGCAAACACAUCGAUCAACGAGACGGUAACAUUGAUUGACAUUGGGUUCGUGGCUAUGGCCUGCUUCCUCUUGAUUCUGACAUCGUACAUAUAUAUUGUAUCUGCCAUCCUAAGGAUUCCCACUUCUAAAGGGAGACACCGUGCCUUCUCCACUUGCACUGCCCAUAUCACCUUGGUGGUGAUCUAUUAUGUUCCUGUGGUAUACAACUAUGUACGUCCACCAUCUCAGGACUCCUUUGAUGAAGUGUUGGUCAUGUUCUAUGCUGCAGUGACUCCCUUCUUAAAUCCCCUCAUAUACACGCUGAGGAAUAAGGAGAUGAAAGAUGGUGUACGUAAAUUAUGCAGCAGGAGGCCACAAUCCAUUUGUCAAACAUAA
Gekko japonicus is the source of this 921-nucleotide messenger RNA. RefSeq names its product olfactory receptor 10G6-like. Gene Ontology annotation, molecular function: G protein-coupled receptor activity; olfactory receptor activity. The coding region runs from base 1 to 921 and encodes 306 amino acids. Gene Ontology annotation, biological process: G protein-coupled receptor signaling pathway. Gene Ontology annotation, cellular component: membrane. Lineage: Eukaryota; Metazoa; Chordata; Lepidosauria; Squamata; Gekkonidae. The transcript has a single exon. The record is from RefSeq and is a predicted model, not a curated record.